Messenger RNA from Pleurotus ostreatus (oyster mushroom), 1410 nucleotides. RefSeq lists its product as uncharacterized. NCBI's taxonomy places the organism in Eukaryota, Fungi, Basidiomycota, Agaricomycetes, Agaricales, Pleurotaceae. The coding region runs from base 1 to 1410 and encodes 469 amino acids. The transcript has 2 exons. Gene Ontology annotation, molecular function: cyclin-dependent protein serine/threonine kinase regulator activity. Gene Ontology annotation, cellular component: centrosome; cytoplasm; cyclin-dependent protein kinase holoenzyme complex. The record is from RefSeq and is a predicted model, not a curated record. Gene Ontology annotation, biological process: mitotic cell cycle phase transition; regulation of cyclin-dependent protein serine/threonine kinase activity.
AUGAUCGCUCAUAAUACGCGUUUUGCUGCCCACAGCACCUCUGAUAACCACUUUGAACCAGAAGAUCCCUCUCCAUCGUCUCUCGCAAUGAAGGAAAGCUCGACUUCAUCUACCCGCCACGCCCGCAACAAUUCUGUUAUCUAUCCCAAGAAGCGUCCGUCUCCGAAUGGCGUGUCGAAGCCGCGACGAUCUCCUCUCUUGCCUGCCUAUGGUCCACGGAAGACCCCCAGGUCCGCGAAAUCCGGUCUCAUUCAACAGCGGCAACGCGAGGCCCAGAUAGCUGCUCUUCGCAGGGAAGGCAUUCUCAUAGAAGAGGAGUAUCGUGAGGAGAUUCGUUAUUACAUGCUUGACAUGGAGCAAUGCACAAUGUGUUCGCUGCAGUCCAUGGACCAACAACCUGAAAUUCGGUGGCACAUGCGCCCUUGUCUGGUCGACUUUCUCGUUGAAGUUCACUUCGCAUUUCGCCUCCGCCCCGAAACUCUUUACCUUACACUCAACAUCAUUGAUCGCUACGUGUCUCGCCGCAUUGUCUACGUGAAGCACUACCAACUUGUCGGAUGCGCUGCUCUCUGGAUCGCUGCAAAGUUUGAAGACGCCAAAGAUCGUGUUCCUACCGUCCAGGAACUCGCCUCUGUAUGUCAAGAAGCCUACGACGAAACUGCAUUCAUCCAGAUGGAAGGUCAUGUUUUGUCUACCAUUCAGUGGACUUUGGGACACCCAACGGCCGAGGCUUGGUUACGGCUUAUGUGUUGUGGGCCAGUGAUGGAGGAGCCCAAAGUUCAGCAUGUGGCCCGCUUUUUGAUGGAAAUAACGCUGUUCUAUCGCGAGUUCGUAAAGCAUUCACCUUCGACUAUUGCUCUGGCUGCCUUGACUUUGGCUCGUUACCUUUGCGGCAAGCCUCGCCGUGUCUGGGAAGAGACAGAUGAGUGCAUUGAGGUCGUUGAAUACCUCGACAAUCGUCUGGCGCGACAUGUGAACGACCUUUCGGAAGUCCUCGUGCGUAAAUACUCGUACGCCUUCUAUUCCAAGGCCGCCACCUUCGUCGUCCAGUACUAUUUGAACGGCGGUCACUUCAUGCGCCACGCGUACCCUUCUCUACCUGUCACUCCUGUCCGCUCUCCCGCCUCCUCCAUCGUCAGCACGCCCAUGAGCUCCACCACCUCCUACUCGGACCUUUCAGACGAUAUGCCCGUCACGCCGACGAGUCCGUUAUCGACGAGUGAUUUCUUCCCAAGCUCGCAUUGUUCUUCAGAUGACAAGGAGAACGUGCACUCCUCGCUGGAACCUGUGAUCAAGCCGAUACGUGCUGAUCCGACACCCGACGAGUUCCUCCCUCACGAUUAUGUCUCAUUCGGUCGUCCCGCGCUUCACAACUUAAAUGUUGUGUCUCCCCGAGCGAUGGUAGCAUAG